Messenger RNA from Aspergillus oryzae RIB40, 3606 nucleotides. RefSeq names its product mismatch repair ATPase MSH6. Gene Ontology annotation, molecular function: ATP binding; ATP-dependent DNA damage sensor activity; mismatched DNA binding. The coding region runs from base 1 to 3606 and encodes 1201 amino acids. The record is from RefSeq and is a predicted model, not a curated record. NCBI's taxonomy places the organism in Eukaryota, Fungi, Ascomycota, Eurotiomycetes, Eurotiales, Aspergillaceae. Gene Ontology annotation, biological process: mismatch repair. Gene Ontology annotation, cellular component: nucleus; MutSalpha complex. The transcript has 5 exons.
AUGGCAAAAGGACCGCCCGCAUCCUCUUCCCCGGCCGCAACGCCUCCCUCCGGAGUGCUGAAACGAACUACUUCUAGCACUCAGAACAUGAAGAACCAGAAGUCAAUUCUAGGUUUCUUUCAGAAGUCAUCACCAUCCACUCCAUCUACUGCUCGCAAUGCUGAACCAGCUUCGUCGCCUGCUCAGAGAGUAUCGGAGCAGCGCGGGGCUGCCAGAGGGUCCGUGAAGAGCGACAAGAAGAAGAGUCUCCCACAGCUCUCGGACCUUAGCCCGGUACCAAGUAGUGAUCUAGUUGAGCCUGAGGAGGAUGAGGGCCAUAUUCAGGCGACUUCUAAUGACGCAAAGACCGAUUCCCCAUCUCGACGGCCUAAAAAGCAGGUCAACUACUUCGAGUCCGAUUCAGAAGGCGAGGAUGACGACGAAAAGAUAUUCCGCCCAGGCCGGAAAAGUAGCAAAAUAUCUAAGCGAAGAAAGUUAUCUCCCGAGAGCGAUGAUGAAUUUGAACAAGGUGGAGAUGAUGCCGGCUACUCGGACGAAGAUAUGGAUGAUUUUAUCGUUGCGGAUGACUCAGAUGAGGACGUAAAGACUUCGAAGAAGCGCAAGAGGCCAACUCAACCGAAGCCCAAGUCGUCGUCUGUACCGCCAGUCCCAUCCUUUGAGGAGGAUAUGGAUUUGAACAUUCCUGAUGCAUCUUCUGGCUCCGCGAUGAAAUGGACGUAUGAUCCGGAUAGUGCCGAGCCUCGUCAGAAUCGAACAGCCCCUGCGAAGUCGAAGAGCCCAUCUGGUAAGAAACUGAAAGCUCACGUUACAGAACCAGAGCAACGCUAUGCCUGGCUGGCAAACAUUCGGGAUAUAGAUGGCCAUUCCCCGGGCCACCCUGACUACGACCCUCGUACCCUUUAUAUUCCUCCACUGGCUUGGGCUAAAUUUUCACCCUUCGAAAAACAGUACUGGGAGAUCAAGCAGAAGUUUUGGGACACGGUCGUAUUUUUUAAGAAGGGAAAGUUUUAUGAGCUUUAUGAAAAUGACGCCACCAUUGGACACCAGUUAUUCGACCUCAAACUUACCGAUCGCGUGAACAUGCGUAUGGUGGGUGUUCCUGAAAUGAGCUUGGAUCACUGGGCAAAUCAGUUUGUCGCCAAGGGAUUCAAGAUUGCUCGCGUCGACCAAAUAGAGUCCGCCCUCGGCAAGGAAAUGCGCGAAAGAGAUGGAAAGAAAGGGGGCAAAGAAGACAAGGUCAUCAGGAGAGAGCUGUCUUCUGUCCUUACUGCUGGAACGCUGGUUGAGGGUUCGAUGCUGCAGGAUGACAUGUCUACUUACUGCGUAGCUAUCAAAGAAGCCAUCAUAGAGGAUUUCCCUGCGUUUGGGCUAGCUUUCGUUGACACAGCGACGGGACAAUUCUUCUUGUCGGAGUUUGUCGAUGAUGCCGACAUGACAAAGUUUGAAACAUUCGUGGCUCAGACUCGCCCGCAAGAACUACUUCUCGAAAAGUCCACAGUUUCACAGAAGGCACUCCGAAUUUUGAAGAAUAAUACAGGCCCCACUACCAUUUGGAACCACUUGAAGCCAGGGAAAGAGUUCUGGGAAGCGGACAUUACGGUGAAAGAAAUGGAUGUCAGCGAGUAUUUUGUUUCUGAGGACGAUGACAACCUGAAGGCGUGGCCGGAAGCUCUUCGAGCGGCUCGCGAUAAAGAACUAGUGAUGUCAGCCUUUGGGGCGUUGGUACAAUAUCUCCGGCUCUUGAAACUUGACCGUGACUUGAUCACAAUCGGUAACUUCUCCUCGUACGAUCCAAUCAAGAAGGCUUCUAGCCUAGUGUUGGAUGGCCAGACCCUUAUCAACAUGGAAAUCUUUGCAAAUUCAUUUGAUGGAGGCUCUGAUGGGACACUAUUCCAGCUUUUGAAUCGCUGCAUCACACCAUUCGGCAAGCGCAUGUUCAAGCAGUGGGUUUGCCACCCGCUGAUAGAUGCGAAGAAAAUCAAUGCCAGAUUGGAUGCUGUUGAUGCCCUUAACGCGGAUCCUAACAUUCGGGAUCAGUUUUCUUCACAAUUGACCAAGAUGCCUGAUUUGGAAAGACUGAUUUCCCGUAUUCAUGCUGCUAAUUGCAAAGCCCAGGACUUCCUGCGUGUGCUGGAGGGCUUCGAGCAAAUUGAAUACACCGUGAGUCUUCUUAAGGACAGUGGUUCUGGAGAAGGCGUUAUUGGUCAGUUGAUAAGUGCGAUGCCGGACCUGAAUGAGUUGCUUGAAUACUGGAAAACAGCAUUUGACCGCACCAAAGCAAGGGAGAAUGGCAUUCUAGUACCUAAAUCAGGCGUUGAAGAAGACUUCGACAACUCCCAAGAGUACAUCGAAGAACUCCACAACGAGCUUGAUAGUCUUCUGAAGCGGGUUCGUCGUGAGUUAGGCUCUACUGCCAUUUGCUACCGUGACAACGGCAAGGAGAUCUACCAGUUGGAGGUGCCGAUCAAGGUAAAGAACAUUCCCAAGAACUGGGACCAGAUGUCAGCAACUAAACAAGUGAAACGGUAUUAUUUCCCUGAACUUCGGACGAUCAUCCGUAAAUUGCAGGAAGCCCAAGAGACACAUAGUCAGAUUGUGAAAGAAGUCGCUGGCCGAUUCUAUGCCCGGUUUGACGAACAUUAUAUAACAUGGCUGGCAGCAGUCAAGAUUAUCUCGCAGCUGGACUGCUUGAUAAGUCUUGCAAAGGCUUCCUCAUCUUUGGGACAACCAAGUUGCCGCCCUGUCUUUGUUGAGGAUGAGCGAAGUGUACUCGAAUUCGAGGAGCUACGCCAUCCGUGCCUCCUCUCCUCUGUGGAAGACUUCAUACCGAAUGACAUCAAAUUGGGGGGUGACCGUGCUAACAUUGAUCUUCUCACUGGUGCUAAUGCUGCCGGAAAAUCCACUGUCCUUCGAAUGACGUGUGUCGCCGUGAUCAUGGCUCAGAUCGGUUGCUACUUGCCUUGCCAAUCUGCGCGAUUGACCCCCGUGGACCGCAUCAUGUCCCGUUUAGGCGCAAAUGACAAUAUCUUCGCCGCUCAGUCAACGUUCUUCGUAGAGCUUUCCGAAACCAAGAAGAUCCUCUCCGAAGCUACUCCCCGAUCUUUGGUUAUCCUCGAUGAAUUGGGUCGUGGAACCAGCUCAUACGACGGAGUGGCCGUGGCCCAAGCCGUACUGCACCAUGUUGCUACGCACAUUGGAGCCUUGGGAUUCUUCGCGACCCACUACCACUCCCUGGCGGCUGAGUUUGAAGGACACCCUGAGAUCACACCGAAACGCAUGAAGAUCCAUGUAGACGAUGAGGAGCGACGUGUUACGUUCCUGUAUAAACUGGAAGACGGUGUUGCCGAAGGUAGUUUCGGCAUGCACUGUGCCGCCAUGUGUGGUAUUUCCAGCAAGGUCAUCGAGAGAGCGGAGGUCGCCGCAAAGCAAUGGGAACACACUAGUCGUCUCAAAGAGAGUCUUGAACGCCGAAAAGGUGGUGGUUUCAUUGGGUUGGGUUGGUGGAGCGAUGUCGCCUGGGCCCUUCGAGAGUCCUCUGACGUCAAUGAGCACGAAGUCACCGAUAGAGGUCUGGACGUACUUCUUAAGGCUAUUGAAGCUCUGUGA